AUGCCAGAUGCAAACGGACGGCGAUCUCUCACACCGGAUCUGAAUCCAUUCGAUGCAUUUAUCGGUCAAGGCGAUGAUCAAAGCGACGUUGGAGAACAAGAUGGUUUACAACGUAAUGGUUUAGUACCACAACAAUUACCCAGUAUCAUUGAUGAACGUGCCAUUGUACGAUAUUACAAGGAUCCCUACAAAACUCCGAUAAUCAUCUCGAGUGGACAUCAAGAACAAGCCCGACAAGGUACUUGGGAAGACUUCUUUGAUGUUGCUUUGGCAUUGGACGUAACUACGGGUUGUGGUGGAAAGAUUUGGCCAGCAGCUGAAGUGUUGGGACAGUAUAUCGCCUCGAAGCGUACUGGUGGCGAAUGGAAAGGCAAGCAAGCAGUCGAACUAGGUGCAGGAACAGGAUUGGUAGGAUUAUUGGCAGCACAGUUGGGAGAUUUGGAAAAAGUUUGGAUAACUGAUCAAAUCCCCAUGAUGAAAUUGAUGGCGCAGAAUUUGGACUUGAAUCCAGAUUUAAGAGAGCGAUGUAUCGUUGCAGAGCUUAAUUGGGGAGAAGCUGUUCCGGAAGAUGUAACCACACAUCCCGAUGUUCUUCUGCUGGCAGAUUGCGUUUACCUAGAAAUCGCUUUCCAACCUCUGGUAGACACAAUGGUGGAAAUGAGCACACCUCAAACGGAGAUCCUAUUCUGCUAUCAACAACGCAGGAAAGCCGACAAGAGAUUCUUCAAAAUGCUGCGAAAGCAUUUUACCUUUACCGACAUUGAAGAUGAUGACCCAGAACGAGCUAAACAAUACAAUAGACAAGGCACGCAUCUAUAUCGCGUACAAAAAAAGUGA
This is a messenger RNA of Meira miltonrushii, 837 nucleotides long. RefSeq lists its product as uncharacterized. Lineage: Eukaryota; Fungi; Basidiomycota; Exobasidiomycetes; Exobasidiales; Brachybasidiaceae. The transcript is spliced from 2 exons. The record is from RefSeq and is a predicted model, not a curated record. Bases 1 to 837 code for a protein of 278 amino acids.